UCAAAAGCCACCGUCCACCAUCUCACCGGAUCACAAACACCAAAACCCAUUGUCCUCUUCAGAUUCUGCCUCAACGAUUCGGUUUACAACAGUUAUUAUGCCAGGUUUGAUCCCUUGAAUUCCCUUCAUUCUUCUGUUUCUUGCUAAAAAGUGCAAACCCCCCAACAUUCCUUUUUGUAUUUCUUUGGAUGAAAAGAGAUGGUCAAGGCUUGAUAAUGCAAAAACGAAGUUCUUUUAUGGUUUAUUUGCGAAAAGGGUAUGCCAAAUUCUCACCUUUACUUUCUCUCAAUUGGGUAUAUCUCGUUUGUUUAGUAGUUUGCUGAAAAAAUAUCGUUGGAAUUGACUAGGAAGGUUGAAACGGAAUAAAGAGUGGGGGUUUCUUGAUUAGUGGAAGUAAUUUGGGAGUGCUAGGGAAAAGACCCAGAUUGUUCUUCUUGUUGUUUAAUAUAUCAGGUGAAUUGUUGAUGAAUACUUAGAUUUUAGUUCAAUUGAAGCCAGCCUAGUUUAUGUAUAUAACCUUGGGAAACAAGAUUCUUUAUGUGCCUGGUAACCAAAAUUGGCAGAUGUCUCCUAGAUGUGAUAAUAUCUCUCUGAGUGGAUGCAAAGUGGCCGAGUGUUCAUGCCCUCCUUUACCAAGAUCUGGUCCUCAACGGUCAUCUGUGAGUUUUCUGUCUGAAAGCCCUGUCCCUGCUUUUGUUUUCAGUAGGAAGAAACGGCAAGGCAGAAGUGGGGGUUGUCCUUCUGUUGUCAGUUCGGAUGCUCUUUUAGUGGCAACACUGGAGCAAAAUAGAGUUUCUCAUGUUGAACACAGAAAUGUAGCAGUUGGAGAUACUGUGAUGCCUCUUGCACGCAGUAGAGAACCUCGCAGUUUAAAGUAUGAAUUUGCUAAUGGAUGCUCUGGUGUGAACGACCAUAGUUUUGAUGAUGUACAUAAAACUGUUAUGCAGAAAACUAUAGACGUUGACAGUAUAAAUGAUAGAUGUUCAUCGUCAAAGUCAACUACAGAUAUUUUAUCAGCUUCUAAGAAAGUUGAGGUGGAUGAGAAUGCUGAGUCCACCUCUUCUAGUGUAAUAGCUGCCGAAGUUGUGAGAGGAGAUCUAUUUGAAAAAGUUAAGUGUGUCCCUGUACUUCAGAAGCAGAAGAAUGUUGAAGAAGUUGGGAUAUCUAGGGUUUGUGCUAAUGAGGAGAUUGGGACUAGUAGUGGUAGUAGGUGUUCUAGGUUAUGCAAUAUUUGUGGCCGUUCAGGAACAACACAAAAGAUGCUAAUAUGUGACAGUUGUGAAGAGGCAUUUCACAUGCGUUGCUGCAAUCUCAAGGUAAAGAAAAUACCUGUUGAUGAGUGGAAUUGUAUUUUGUGUUUGAAAAAGAAGCGGAUAAUGCACAAGGAGAUAAUUGCAAGAAGGCCUUCUAGUAUCACCGGUGGAAUGGGCAGAGACAGAGAUGUAUCAUCUAAAUGGAAAGUCAGUCCAAUAGAAUUAAUGUUGAGAGAUGCUGAGCCUUAUAGAACUAGUGUUCGAAUUGGAAAAGGUUUUCAAGCAGAAGUUCCUGACUGUUCUGGUCCAAUUGAUAAUGAUGUUGAUACCAUUGGUGAACCACUAAACUUGGAUAUUUCAGAAUUUACUGAUUUCCAUGAAAUGAAUUGCAACAAGUCAUCUAAAGUAAGCUCGAUAGGGAACUGGCUUCAAUGCAGAGACUUCAUAGAAGGUGUAGGAGGCAGUAAAGGAACCAUCUGCGGAAAGUGGCGCAGGGCUCCGCUUUUUGUAGUCCAAACCGAUGAUUGGGAGUGCUUCUGCUCUGUGCAAUGGGAUCCAUCCCAUGCAGAUUGUUCUGUACCUCAGGAGCUUGAAACUGAUCAGAUUUUGAAGCAGCUCAAGUAUAUUGAGAUGUUGAGGCCUCAACUAUCAGCUAAACGAAGGAACUGCACUUCUAUGAAACGACAUAUUUGCUUGAUGCCCAAAGAAAGGCCCCUAAGUUAAGGGUUGAUAUGACCAAAAGGAACCCAUAGUAGUAAUCUAGAUGAGAGUCAUUCAAGUUGUCUCCAAUCCAGCUUAUGUUAUUACCUCUGCUUGUGAUUUUAUCCACCAUUGUUACUAAAAAGCUGUUCAAAAAGUUCCCAAUUCCGAUACCACUGGUGAAAAAGGUAGUCCCCAGGCUUUGCAUGUCUUCCGGUGAUUGGUCGUAGAAGAAUUCCAGCAGUCCAAUGGCAUUGAACACAUCAGCUAUCCCCAACAGGACAUACUGAGGCAACAGGAAGAAUAUGUUCAUGGGAACAAUUUCUUUAGGCCCUGUGAUUUGGUGCACUCUUAUGACAUGCAGCCUCCGAACCUCGACGGCAUAUGCGAUAGCAAUGGCAAUGAUCUGGAUGACAAAUCCGAUGCCAAGCCUUUGGAGGAGGGUUAUCCCUCUAGGAUUUCCGGUUCUUUGACGCAUGAAUGGUACGAAAUGGCGGUCGUACAACGGCACGGAGAUGAGCAUGGAGAGGGUGACGAAGCUCCCCAGUGAAGCUGCUGGGAUUUGAAAGCUUGAACCUAUGCUUCUAUCCAUGGUGGUGCCUUGUUUUACAAACAGUGUGUUUAUUUGAGCCCAUAUAGUGCUAGGUAUUAAGGUCACUAGCCAUAUUAAUAGCAUCCCGAGGACAAGCUUGGUUCCUUCCACUUGAGUUAUUGUGCAAGGUGCGCUACUUGAGCUGCCAUCUUUCACUGCAGCCUUGUCCAAGAACCUGAAAAUUGGAGUGUAAUACACUUGUCUUUUUCCACUGCUGAUGUAAUCUUGAGGCUCAUGUUCAUGAAGCUGAGAUGGGUUGAUAGGGAGCUGAAGUUUCCGAUUCUGAAAGGCGGCAACGGGGACUUGAAUAAGGUCCCAGGCAGGGCUUUUAGUCUUCUUUACUUUGUGCCUGUACAUUGGGGUCCCAAAAUAGAACACAAAGAGGGAGAACAAAAGGCCAACUGCUGGGAUCCCAUAGCCAAGUCCCCAACCCAAGUUUUCUUGAAUGUAAACAAGGCCAAGAGUGGCAACCAAGGCACCCAAGAAAGAGCUGAACAUCCACCAAUUGAAGAAUGAGGCCUUGAGCUUCUUUUCAUGGGGAUUGAAAUCAUCAAAUUGGUCUGCCCCAAAGGUUGAUAUGUUGGGCUUUGUUCCCCCAGCUCCUAUGGCUAUGGUGUAAAGUGAUGUGUAGAA
Molecule: messenger RNA, 3177 nt
Organism: Hibiscus syriacus
Lineage: Eukaryota; Viridiplantae; Streptophyta; Magnoliopsida; Malvales; Malvaceae
Exons: 7
Coding region: 507-1976 (489 amino acids)
Biological process (GO): chromatin remodeling
Molecular function (GO): zinc ion binding
Source: RefSeq, a predicted model, not a curated record